Molecule: messenger RNA, 1932 nt
Organism: Nerophis lumbriciformis (worm pipefish)
Lineage: Eukaryota; Metazoa; Chordata; Actinopteri; Syngnathiformes; Syngnathidae
Source: RefSeq, a predicted model, not a curated record
ACACACAUUAGUUAAGAUCAAGUGUGAGUGUAAAGUGUUGUGAUUGUGUGAAAGAACGAUAGCAGAGUACAAAGAGGAACUUUCUCGGACAAAAGAAGAGAACAAGAGACUACGUCAACUACUGGACUCUUUUUUCAAGAAACCUCAAGUUGUGUUACACGGAACAGACGUCUGUGAAAAAUAUCGUCCACCUGAGCAGCAGGAGGGGUCCUCCAGUAUGGAGCAGAAGAGGUCACAGCACCUCCACGUGAAAGAAGAGGAGCCACAGCCCCCCCACUUUCAAGUUGAAGAAAAACAGCGACUGUCCCCCCACUUCAUAGAGGAAGACAAGAGACACCUCAUCAGUGUGAAGAGUGAAGAUGAUGAGGUCAAAGGUGAGAGAGAGGCGGAGCCUCCAAGCAGCAGCUCAACUCAACACAUGACAACAGAAGCUGAUGGAGACCACUGUGGAGGAUCACAAGCAGACAAGCUCUUAGCUCCACUAUCAGAUAGUGAGGACACAACGUCACACUCUCCUGACACUGAUGAUGAACACUCUAAAGAUGAUGCAACAUGUCACACUGACAACACACACUUCACAUGUUCUCACUGUGACAAAACUUUUAAAUAUCCUAGUAAAUUGAAAAGACACAUGAGAACACACACUGGAGAAAAACCUUUUUCAUGUUCAAUGUGCAGUAAAGGUUUUACUCAUAGUCACGAUUUGAAAAGACACAUAAGAACACACACUGGAGAAAAACCUUUUUCAUGUUCAAUCUGUGGUAAAAAUUUUACUCAAAGGCACGAUUUGAAAGAACACAUGAGAAUACACACUGGAGAAAAACCUUUUUCCUGCUCAGAAUGUGGUAGAAGAUUUAUAACAAGUCGAUGUUUAAAAGUACACAUGAGAACACACACUGGAGAAAAACCUUUUAUGUGUUUAGUAUGUGGUAAAAGUUUUAGACAAAGACAUAAUAUGAAAACACACAUGAGAACACACACUGGAGAAAAACCUUUUUCAUGUUCAAUCUGCGGUAAAGGUUUUACUCGACAGCACCAUUUCAAAGCACACAUGAGAAUACACACUGGAGAAAAAACUUUUAUAUGUUCAGUAUGUGGUAAAAGUUAUAUAGAAAGACAGCAAUUAAAAGUACACAUGAGAACGCACUCUGGUGUAAAACCAUACUCCUGUUCAAGCUGCAACAAAUGCUUUCGUCACCUAAACACUCUUACAGUACACAUGAGAACACACACAGGAGAGAAAGUGUUGAGUUGCAGUGUGUGUGGUGAAAGAUUCUCUUCUAAGUACCAGUGUAAGAAACACAAGUGUGCUGGUGAGAACAGCAGCAGCAAAUGAAGAUGCAGGAUUUGAAAUAAACUGUCUAAACUUUCACUUUGACUUUCUAACAACAUCAGCACAUAUAACAUGUGUGACAUCAUUGUUGUGUGUGUAACACAACCUUGUUCAUAUGAUUCUAACAUUUAUAGAUUAGACACUUCAGAUUAGUGCUUUUAUUUCAGUCAAGUACAUGAGUUAAUAUACACAUUUGUGUACUUUAAAAUGAACAGAACAAUUGGACUGAAAAGGUGAGAAUAAACAGUACAUAAAAUGUGUUACAGUAAACGUGUAGAUAUUCAUAAUUCACUUUUAUACUUAAUCAUAAUAGUGUUUUUGUAUAGGUUUUUCGAAAUAAUCAACUGUUACAUAUUUUAUUUUCUAGUUGUAGAUGACUCCAUAGAUGAACUCCUUUAUAUGAUGUACAUAUUUGUUUUACAUGUGUUCAUACCUUUGCUUUUGAGUACUCAUAAAUCCCUCUUAGUUCAUAUUUACUGGUUCACAUCUGAAACAUCUUCUGGACCACUUCUGGAAGCAUAUUAUUAUUGACUUUAUACAUCAUUUGAGCAGUUGUCUUUUAUACAAUUUUAAAAUGUGUGACUUUAUGAAUCAUUUGU